This is a messenger RNA of Clunio marinus, 852 nucleotides long. The record is from the annotation of a GenBank genome assembly. Lineage: Eukaryota; Metazoa; Arthropoda; Insecta; Diptera; Chironomidae.
CUACCACCAGUCGAGUCUUGUAACACCUUGGAUUCUUCUGACGAACCAGCAGCUGCUGCUAAGCUCAGUGCAAUUCUGGAAGAUUCUUUUGAAGAAUAUUGGGACCAGCAUCGACAAAUAUUGUCGAGAAAACCCACUUAUGACAAUUUCUUGGAAAUGUUUGGACUUCAUGAUGUUUAUAAUAGUAGACGGAAUCCACCUUGUCAAGCUUCAGAUGGUGCUCGAACCAUUAGCAAAAGGUACAAUGAACAAAGAGAUCGUGGUUACCAAGCAAUAUUUGAUUCGCUACCACCAAAUUACCUUGAAGAAAUUUUCAAUUCAAACCAAGAUGAAUCAUCUUCUGAUAAAAGCUGCUUUCUUGAAAAAGUCAGUAGAGUUCAAGAGACUUUAUUCCCACGUACAACUUCACAAGCACAAACGCCCAUUCAAGGAAGGGUCCAGAGACGUGUUUAUAAUAAGCCACUCCCAGCGCCCAAAUUUGAGGAACCUUUUGAUACUGCAGUCUUUGAAGCUUUAGUAGGCAAAAAUUAUCAACCGGGUUAUCCAUCGUAUUACUAUGAGCAAUCAACCUCAGCAGCUGCAAAACUUAGAGAUGAAAUUCAAGCAGAAUUAGCCAAUCAAGGAAGGCCCAAGCAACGUGUUUUUCAAAAGAUAAUCCCAAGACCCGAACAUGGACAACAUUAUGGAACUGUCGUCUUUGAAGCUGAGGGCACAAAAAUUCAAUCCCCUCAAUCAAAUUACUCGGAGCAAGCACCCACCUUUGAUAAUUCUAUGGACGAAUUCUUGCAUUAUGAACGUUUAGCUCAAGGUUCAGACAACAAUGCAGAAUUAGCCAAUCAGAGAAGGUCUGAU